Lycium barbarum (goji berry) is the source of this 1265-nucleotide messenger RNA. RefSeq lists its product as uncharacterized. NCBI's taxonomy places the organism in Eukaryota, Viridiplantae, Streptophyta, Magnoliopsida, Solanales, Solanaceae. The record is from RefSeq and is a predicted model, not a curated record. The transcript is spliced from 3 exons. Bases 183 to 1265 code for a protein of 360 amino acids. Gene Ontology annotation, cellular component: endoplasmic reticulum.
AUAAAUGACCUGAUCUAUAAGGUGAAAAUGUGUGACAGUGUACCCCCAAAUAUUCUGCAGACGAUAUUACCGUUGCAUUCAAAUUUCAAACCCCAUAAAUCUUGUUCAAUCCACUUGCCCUAAACAAAAAAGAAACCCCAAAAAUACCACAUUUUGGAAUCAUAAUCAUAACACUCAAAAACAUGAAAUCAACUGUAAUUUCAACUCCAAAUUCUUCAGUGAAAUCAUCAUCAACCACAAUGAUGGAAUCCGAAAACAAAGACAGCUACUAUUUCCCUGGAUGUCGAAAAGAUACAAAUUGCAAUUGCGAAAUUUGCAUAGCCAGUUUCAACGCAACACUUGAUCUAAUGACUAGCAACAGCAUGCAUAAGAAGAAUUCUAUCACAAAACGCUCUAUCACUAAAGCCCUUCAGUUUCCAAAAAGCCCCAUUUCUUUUAGCCCAUCGAAUCUUUCAACCCCGAAAUCGAGCAACAACACUUCUUCUUCGUCGUCGUCUAUGUCUCCACCGCUUAAUUCCACUGCAAGAAUGAGUUUUCAUGACAAGGUGAAGAAGAGGAAAAGAGAAUUCGGGUUUGGGGUUUUGUUGAUGAGGUUGGUUUUUGUGUUGUGUGUUGUUUUUGGGCUGGAAUUCGGGUUUUCUUGGGUGGUUUCUGGGUUCUUGAAAACUGAAUUGUCACAAGAAAUUGUUAGGAAUUUGAGUGAAAAAUCAUGGGGUUUGAAGGAUUUUAAUGAAAGAUUGGUGUUCUUGAAAAAGGAGCUUGAAGGUUUAAUUGAUGAUGAUGAAGUAUCAAGUUGUAGCCCUCUUAAUUCUACUUGGAAAAUCAAUCAGGAUGGUUUGCUUUUGGCUUCGCGAUGUACAUUGUACAAGUCCAUGACAGAAGAGUUGAGCAUUUGGGGAUGGCCUUUACAAACAGCUGGUUUGCUCACAGCUGGAUUAUCUGCACGUUCGUAUGCCAUAUUAUCAGGAAGACUCACUGAGUGGUCCAAUGGGGAGAUUGGUUACUUGAUUAGAAAGGCUAAUAGUUCAUGGACUCAACAAAAAUGGAGUGCUUCUGCUGUCCAAUUGGACCCGAAUACAUGGAUUCUAGAGUACAGUCGAAGCCCUUUAACUGAAAAUGGGAAGUUGGUUUCAGCUGUGUUGGAGUUUUUGAAGUUUAGGCUGAGAAGAGAAGUUCAAAAGUUGAAACAAGAAUUCUGGCUGUUAUCUCCUUUCACGAGCCAGCACAGUGAUCUUGCAAUAGAGAGGGUCCAGAUUCCAACCUAA